AUGUCACUCUCGGCUGGACUGGUGAGUUGCAUACUCUCACAUCACUCCCCUGUUCUCUGAACCCCCACUGACAGUCGUUGUCCUCGCCUACCCCAUCUCUUCUCAGACGCUGACCGAUCUGAACGACUACCUCGCGCCUUCGCAACUGUGCAUCAAACCCGUAGAGAUGGUCGAGGACACCGAUCCGCACGAGGAAGACGCCAGCAAGCUUGCGAAUGAUCCUGCUUCUAAAGCCGAUGUGAGCCGCAGCGUUUCGUCGGACCGAUCGGAACGAGCUGCUGACCAAUCCCGACGAGCGUGCGAAGAUGGAAAUCAUGAUCGAUGCUUCGACGCUUGCCUACUAUGAGAAAGCGAGCAACGGAACCAAAGUCAAGAAACUCAAGAAAGCGGAAAUCACACUCAAUGAUUGUCUUGCCUGCUCGUGAGUCGAGCGAAGACGAGAGCAAACUUUGCUUUCCACCGAGCUGACGUCAUGACUCGAUUCUCAUACAGUGGCUGCAUCACCUCCGCCGAAUCGGUACUCGUCCAAAUGCAAUCCCACCAAGAGGUUGAGCGAACGAUUAAAGAGAGACCUGUGAGUCACCACACGCUCCCAUUCUUCUUUGGGCCGAAAUUGACAAAGUCGAAUUCUCCGUGUGCAGGACCUUACUCCGAUCAUGUCCAUCUCGCCACAAAGCAUCGCCAGUCUGGCGGCCUUGCAUGACUUGUCGCUAGAAGAUACUAUCAAAGGUUUACGUCUGUACUUCAAGCGACAGCUCGGCUUCCGGUGAGUCUAUGACCAGAACGUGUACACACGAUCGCCACCCUGACCAAUACCAUCCGACCGCGUCGACCAGCCUCGUCUUCGAUACCACAUUCGCCCGCUCCGUCUCGCUCCUCGAGAACCGUCUCGAAUUCCUCGAACGUCGAACCCACGCCGAACAGAACCCCGCCAAGCCCUCCCCCUCCGUACUCGCCACUUCUACAAAUUCGCCAACCUCUUCCUCGACAGGUCCAUUACCGAUCCUCAGUUCGGCAUGUCCUGGAUGGAUUUGCUAUGCCGAAAAGACGCACGGAGAGUUGUUGCCUUUUGUCAGCAACGUCAAGAGUCCACAGGCGAUGAUGGGGACUUUGGUCAAGGGUGGGAGAGUGGCGAAGAGAUUGGGACUUGGGUGAGCGAUUAUUCUGCUGCUGGGUAGGAUUGUCGGAAUCCAUGCUGAUUGUUGAGUACAGGCCGGACCAGAUUUACCAUGUUAGCGUCAUGCCCUGCUACGACAAGAAACUCGAAGCCUCCCGACCCGACUUUGCGACACCUUUCAUCCUCGACCCUUCGUCGUCGUCGGCCAAAGCCCCAACUUCUCCCGUUCGUGACGUCGAUUGUGUACUUACGACGGGAGAGGUCAACACGAUGAUCACCGCCUCUGGGACGAACUUGAGCCGAUUGGCGAAGGAAUCGGCUGACUCGGGAGCAUCAGAAUCCGAGUACUUCCCUUCGACCCUUUUGUCGCCUCGCUCGAGCGAUCCAUCGACCUCCACCUCCUCGGGUGGUUAUUUCCAAAACGCCAUCCUCGCCAUCCUGUCGAACCUUCCUCCAGAAACCUAUCCCGAACUCCACGUCGACCUCAAACGAUUACGCAACGACAACUCGGUCCAAUCGACGCUCUACCGCAAAGAUCGAGUGCUCGUCAAAGUGGCCAAAUCGUACGGUUUGCAUAACCUUCAUACGAUCGUCAAGAAAUUGGGACGAGAGUUCGGUAUCUCGGUUAGUGCAGGAGCGGCGGGGAGAGCUCCUCCUUCGAUGAGGGGUGGAAGUGGGUAUGGGAGUAAGACCAAGGUCGGGGUAGGGAAGGAGAAGGAAAGGGACGUCGAGUUCAUUGAGGUCAUGGCUUGUCCGAGUGGGUGCCUCAAUGGGGGUGGACAGAUCCCGACGCCGUCCAACUCGGCUGCUGCGAGGAGGUGGGAAGUUGAUCAGGAAGGGAUGCCGGACGUUGCGUUGACGCAGAUGAAAGAGGAGGAAAGAGAUGGGAUGGAUUUGGAUGGGGGAGGGGAAGAUCGUAAGGUGUUGAGCUCCGUCGAAUGGGUCAACAAGGUCGAGCAGAAAUAUUGGAGCGUGUCCAGCAUGUCACCACCCGCACCACCAAGUGACAAGGAAGCGAAUUUGGAUCCGAGUAUAGUGCCGUACAUCCGACAUCUUCGAGACCUUCAGGAGGAAGAAAAGGAAGUGAGAGCUUGCUUGGAGGAACUGGUUGAAGGCGGAGGGAGUGAGCGGAGGAAGGAGCUGCUGAGGACGAGUUAUCGCGCUUUGGAGAAGGAGGAGACGAAUGGGUUGGCGGUGGUGUGGUAG
Molecule: messenger RNA, 2323 nt
Organism: Microbotryum saponariae
Lineage: Eukaryota; Fungi; Basidiomycota; Microbotryomycetes; Microbotryales; Microbotryaceae
Source: the annotation of a GenBank genome assembly